Salvia hispanica is the source of this 1283-nucleotide messenger RNA. Its product is annotated as acyl carrier protein 1, chloroplastic-like. Gene Ontology annotation, biological process: fatty acid biosynthetic process. NCBI's taxonomy places the organism in Eukaryota, Viridiplantae, Streptophyta, Magnoliopsida, Lamiales, Lamiaceae. Gene Ontology annotation, molecular function: acyl carrier activity; phosphopantetheine binding. The record is from RefSeq and is a predicted model, not a curated record.
UGCCGCCGCCGCCAUGCGAUCUGCGGCGGAGAAGCUCCGGUUCUUCCACCGAAGCUCAUCCCUCAAUCUCUUAUCUCCAUUCUCUGCAUCCAGACAAUUGAAGACGUCUACAAUAACGACCAACGCCCUAACCGAGGAAGAAGUUAACCAAAUCAACGCCGUAACCCACCGCCUAUGCGACUCAAACCACCUGAAAGAAGCUACCGAUCUCAUCUCCGCGGCCCUCUCCACUGCCAGCCCUCCUCUCGCUUCACUCCCUGUCUCCUCUCUCAUCAGCCGCCUCGCUUCCCAACCCGAUCUCACCUACCCUAUGCACCUGCUCAACUCCCUCAAAUUCAACCCUAACGCAUCGGAUCCGUCGGUUCUAAUCCCCGUCGUGAAAAUGAUCCUCGCCUCACUCUUCGACAACGGUCGGCCGAAGAUGGCCGUCAAGAUUUUCCAGUGGGUGGCGCGGCCCGAUUUUCCCGGAGGUGUGGCGCCGGACCUGGAACUCUACGCUGGUUUGGUUGAUGGAUUUUGCAGGAAUGGAAUGAUGUUAGACAGUCUCCGUGUUUUGAGAGUGAUGGCAUGUGAAAAAUUGGUAAUUGGGGAUGAAAUUAGGGUUUGUGUUUACAGGGGUUUGUUGAGGGAGGCUAGGGUUAGGGAAGCUUUGGAGCUGAAUGCUGCAUUGGGGAGUUGUACAUCAGGGAGUGAUGGGGAUACUUGUGUUUCAGAGAAGGUUGUGCAUUUACUGGAGCGGAUUAUUUCAAAUUGGGUGGACUAGAAUUUAUGAUGCUGUGCAAGAGUUUAAGGUUGGCGACAGUUGGUUGGAGGAGUACAUCUCGUCUCACUACUUCCCGCUUCCAAAUUAGUUGUGCUGCAAAGAAAGAAACAGUGGACAAAGUGUGUGAAAUAGUGAGGAAGCAGCUUGCACUGCCUGCUGACAAGGAAAUCACCCCUCAGACUACUUUCACAGAUCUUGGAGCUGACUCGCUUGACACUGUGGAAAUAGUUAUGGGGCUGGAAGAAGAGUUUGACAUUACAGUCCAAGAGGAUAACCAAGACAACAUAUCAUGCAUCCAGGAAGCUGCUGAUCUCAUUGAACAGCUUGUUGCCAACAAAUCUUAAUACCUUCUUUUUUAUACUAUAUCAAACUUAGAAUUAUGAUAAUCAUUUGAUGUGGGAUUUUUUUUUCUUUUGAGAUACAAUCUUUGUGAUUGGGAUCUGUCGGGGGAGGGGGAGAAAAAUAGUUCUAAUUUGAAUUACUACUUCCGUCCAACUAUAAGAAUCACAUUUUGCUCUUA